AUGGAGUGGAGGGACAGCUUCUUGGACCUGGUGCUCAUCCCGCUCAGCCUGCUCCUCCCCAUGGCGUACCACGCCUGGCUGUGGCGCGAGGUCCGCCUCCGCCCGCUGCGCACGGCCGUCGGCAUCAACGCCGCAGCGCGCCGCCUCUGGGCCAUCGGCAUGAUGAAGGACAACACCAAGAACGCGGUGACGGUGGUGCAGUCGGUGCGGAACGUGAUCAUGGGGUCGACGCUGAUGGCGACGACGGCGAUCCUCUUCUGCACGGGCGUGGCGGCGGUGCUCAGCAGCACCUACACCAUCAAGAAGCCGCUGAGCGACACCGUGUUCGGCGCGCACGGCGAGUACAUGAUGGCGCUCAAGUACGUGGCGCUCAUGCUGCUCUUCCUCUUCGCCUUCCUCUGCCACUCCCUCGCCAUCUGCUUCCUCAACCAGGCCAGCUUCCUCAUCAACACCUCGGGAUGCCUCUUCUCCUCCUCCGCCGACGCCGACUCCGACUCCGACGCCGCCUCUGGCCUCCCGCUGCCGCACACCAGGGACUACGUCGGCGACGUCCUGGAGCGCGGGUUCACACUCAACCUCGUCGGCAACAGGCUCUUCUACGCCGGGGUGCCCCUCCUGCUCUGGAUCUUCGGCCCGCUCCUCGCCUUCCUGUCCUCCAUGGUCAUGAUCCCCAUACUCUACAGCCUCGACGUCGUCAAUCUCAGGGGGCACAGCGGAUGCGUCGUCAGCGGCAAAUCUGCAGAGAUGAACGGGAGCGACUGCACGCAUGCCGUCUGA
Miscanthus lutarioriparius is the source of this 777-nucleotide messenger RNA. The record is from the annotation of a GenBank genome assembly. Lineage: Eukaryota; Viridiplantae; Streptophyta; Magnoliopsida; Poales; Poaceae.